AUGGCGAAGCCGUCUGUCGCCAACGGGAGGCUCGUUCGGGAUCUCGAGAUGAACGUGGCAGAAGAGGCCGGGUCCGCGAUUUGGGUGGCCGCCGAGGCGCAGACAGCCGCCCGCCAGAGGGCCACCCAAGAGCUGGGGUCGAUGGAGGCGAACAGCAUGAACGUCCAGACCGAGGUCACGCAGGGCGUUGUGGCGGUCAUUCACGGCGCCUCCCACGACGCAGAGGACGGGGUGGUGACCGCGCAGGCAGAGGCGGACUCUCUUCGCGCCGCAUUCGAAAAGAGUACAGCUGCGCGCGCAAGCUGCGAGUCGCCACUGCCGUGCUGGCUUCGGGUCGGCAUGGUCGAGGAAGGCUGCGAGGUCCGCGAGGCCCAGGACACCCUCACCACGCACGGAGCGCACCACCGAGGAUGGCAGGCCAUGCCUGUAAGCAGCGAGGGCCAACACAGGACCCAACGAAGCCAGGUAGAGCGCAUCCGCAGAGUGGUAUGCGCUGUGGAGCCCCAGGUCGGCCACCCGCUCAAGCAGAGCAUCUCGAAGAGCCUCGAUCCAGACAGCCGGCGCCACGUCGGCCGAGACGGAAAGCGCAAGGAGCGGGAGGCCCGAAAGAACGAGGAGGAGGCUCUGAAGAAGCGCAUCAAGGACGAGGUGGAGGCGAAGGAGGCCGCGCAGAAGGCCCGCGCGAAGGAGAUCGCGGACCGGCAGCAGGAGGAGAUCAACAAGCGGCAAGAGCACGUUGCCGCGCUGAAGGCACGCAAGAUGCUCCAGCGGCUCCACAGACCAGCCCUUCCGGACAACAUCAGCAAGGCCGAAUUCGAGAAGCUCGUGGACGAGGUCAGAAACGCCAUCGAGGACUCCUCCGAGGAGAUGGGCUCGCUCGCCGAGAACAUGCGGGAGCAGUGCGAGAAGGCGGUGGCCGAGGCGGAGACGCGGGUGUUCCGCUGCGACGCGCUGGCCAAGGAGAGGGCGAAGUUGGCGGACGACGCGGACUGCAAGGUGUCGGAGGCGCAGAGAGCUCUGCAGGCCUUGUCGCAGCAGACCACCGUGGAGGACCCCGCGGAGAUGCUCGAGCGGGUGAUGCACGCGGAGGGCGCCGUGGAGGCUUGCUCGGAGGCGCUGGAAGCCGCGCUGAAGGACCUGCCGUCGGCCAUGGCCGAGCUGGGGCCCAGCGAGCGGACGAUCCUCUGGGAAGAGACUGGCCAGGAGGAGAAAGUCAACUUCAGGGAGCUCAACUCCCGGAUGACCACCCACAAGCUGACGUUGACGAAGCUCAGAAUGUCGUUCAAGACAGAGAAGGAGCGCGUCACCAGGCGGGCGCAGGCGCUGGCCAACGAGCGUAAGUUGAAGGACAAGUUCAAGUUGUACGAUCGUGGCGGCAAGGGCCACAUGGACAAGGCGGAUGUCGCCAUCAUGGCGGGCGCCGAGUUCCAGUGCGAGCUCUCCGGGGAGCAGCUGGACAACCUCUUCAGGACAAAGGGAGCGGAAGGAUUGUCAAAUACGGAUUGGCAAGCUCGUAGGGUUGACCAGAGGAGGCAAUAA
This is a messenger RNA of Prorocentrum cordatum, 1539 nucleotides long. The record is from the annotation of a GenBank genome assembly. Lineage: Eukaryota; Dinophyceae; Prorocentrales; Prorocentraceae.